Messenger RNA from Hipposideros armiger (great roundleaf bat), 1495 nucleotides. Its product is annotated as putative POM121-like protein 1. NCBI's taxonomy places the organism in Eukaryota, Metazoa, Chordata, Mammalia, Chiroptera, Hipposideridae. The record is from RefSeq and is a predicted model, not a curated record. Bases 1 to 1107 code for a protein of 368 amino acids. The transcript has a single exon.
AUGGGCGGCCACCUGGGCAGGCUCCGCCUCCCAGCCCCACCCCUUUCCUUCCUGGGCCAGCGCGGCCGCAGCCGCCGCCGCCGCCUCCACCACCAGCACCUCUACCGCUGCCGCCGCCGCGCUCGCCAGGCCGGGCACCUUCCCUGGACGCCUCCACCCACUCGCAGGUAUCCAGAGCGCGAGGGUCAUGCAGCGAGCUGGCCCCUGCGCCUUGUCACGGCGUGUCGGAGACGCUAUCCCAGGGUCGCUGGGGCGCUGCGCUUCUGUCUGGGCCGCCUCGCCUCCAACUGCGGGCAUGGCCUUCAGAGGAGAGCAAUGCCGUUGGCUCCCGACUGGAGGACGGCCCUCAGCUCGGCGUCUCUAGCGGGCAGCGUCGCUCUGCGUGCGGCACGGGAGCUGGCAGCCAUCCUCAUGGCGCGCACGGCACCCAGGUGUGCCCGAGGCCGCCGCCCGGGGGGGAUCCCGUCGAGGGCCGAAGCAGAGAGCCCGGGGGAAGAAAGGGCUCAGCGCGAGGAAGAGCCCGCCGCCCCCGAGGAGCCGGCCGGCCCCGAUGGCACCGGGGGUGCGGCGUCUCCAUCCGGGGGCCAGGGAGGCCCCUCUUCCUCCGAGCCCGGCCCGGGGCCUCUGCAGGGAAUGCCCGGCGCCCCGGAGGGCUCAGAAGACGCGCUGAGCUCCUGCGCCGCGAGAAACGCCAUCACGAGCUCCUACAGCUCCAGCCUAGGCUUGGUCUUCCCGGAAGCGCGGUGGCCCUGGCAGCUUCCCGACUUGGCCUUCCCGGAAGCGCGGUGGCCCUGGCUGCUUCCCGCCGCACCCCAAGCCGAAGCGAGCCGGGGCGGUCCUCAGCCUUCGUCCCACGCAGCGGACGCAGGUGCCGCCAAGGGGCAGAAGCGCCCCCGGAGAGCCGGCUCACCGCCACGCGACAGCGCCAGGCCCCGAAAACGCAGCGUUUGUCUGCUGCCACGCAGGCGAGGGCGCCCUCUGAGGCUGCCACCGCUCCCCGAGCUGGGUUUCCAAGUCACCCCAGAACACCUCGACUGGGAGAAGGCAGCCGCCUUGUGGCGCAUCCACAGCGCGCUUCGGGGUGAGAGGGUGGCCGUCGCGUACUGAGGCGCACGGCGGCCCUCGCGUUCUUGGGCCCCGCCGGCCCGCUCGCUGCAGGGACUCCUCCUGCACCAGCUUGCCCCGCCAGCCCCCAGCACGAGCCCACAGCCGGCGAAAUGCAGGAGGAAGCAGGACGCCGGAACGGAGCCGCCCACCGACCCGUGCCGUAGGUCCUCCGGUCCUCCUCGCAGAGACCCGGCGCCACCACUGGUCCAAGCGCCCCUCCCUCCAGCGGCCUGCCAAUCACUUGUGCGGUCAGUGCCAGCCCCCUCAACCAGCACAUCUGCAGGCUCGGCUCCCCAGCCUGCCUCGGACACGGUGGAGGUCGCCUCCGUGGACUGCACCGCCACCUCCCCCGCCCGCCACUCACGGAGCCUCCUGAUGGGCAGCCGCA